This is a messenger RNA of Saitoella complicata NRRL Y-17804, 1559 nucleotides long. RefSeq lists its product as uncharacterized. The transcript is spliced from 2 exons. The record is from RefSeq and is a predicted model, not a curated record. The coding region runs from base 289 to 1293 and encodes 334 amino acids. NCBI's taxonomy places the organism in Eukaryota, Fungi, Ascomycota, Saitoellomycetes, Saitoellales, Saitoellaceae.
CCUGGGUAGACGAAUGAACCAUACUGAAACGAACGUGUAGCAGGAACCUAGAUCAGACAUCGGCCCGGAUUCAUCACGCACCAGGCCCCGAGAUCAGAAGAUACAAAUAGAGAGCAUAAACCUCGGACCUCACUUCAACUACAACUCGAACUUCAACAAAGUUAACGCCUACGACGAAGACUCAAGCUAAGAUCAACGAAUAGCAUACACUCCGUCUGCGUUCAAGGAACGUUCGCGACUUCGAUCCACCUCGAUCACAGCAGCAUACAUCCCACACACACUUCCACCAUGUCCCUCAACUCCCCAACCUUCGACAUAAACACCUGGACCUGGUCCCCGUCCUCCUACCCCUCCCGCCGUCCUCCCUCCAAUCUCAACCGCACCUCUUCAAAUCGUAAACCGGGAACACCGGCACCGAUCAACAUCCCGCUCUUCCGUGUCGAGAACGAUGAUUUCCUCGGUCUUAAGCCCUUGCCUCGUGCUCCCGUCAAGGGAGGAGAAGCAAAGGAGGAGAUAAGGAUGCUAGCGGAGGAUUUCCAGGCGAAUAUGCUGGCGUUUGAGGGGUGUACUGGCUCCGACGACAACUCUUUCCCCGUUACGCCCGGGUUGACGGAUUCGCCUACCGACGAUCUCGAGUUCGAACACGAAGAGUGGGAGUCGCACACCGGCCUGAGCCUCGAGAACGGGAUCGAGGAGGUGGAGGAGAGCGAUGAGAGAGAUGAUUCUCUUGACGUCAACUUCGUCCACUACGGUCACCAAUGCCCAAGUCUUGACGGUGACUACUUCGAGCGUUUCGGGACCCUCCCGCCGGCUCUUUCUUCCACUGACGAUCUCCACGUCCCCUCCACCUCCACCCCCUCCAGCCUCUCCAAGGCACAGGUUGAUGUGGAGUCUAUGUGUGCGAACGCCAGCGUCUCCGCUGAUGAUCAGCGCAAGCAGAAGAGGAGGUCGGUGCAUGAGGAUCUCGAGUGGGCGCCGCAGAGGGGUAACGAACUCGCUUUCCUCCGACAGAGUCGCCGACUCUCGAAUUGCUACCCCGCGUUCGAUGCGGCUGGGGCAGUUUCUGCGCCCGCAACCCAUCUUACCUUGCCUCGUAAGUCUGUCUUUGUGCAGAGCGAGGUUAAUGUUGGAGCGGUGCAGGGCGAGGGGAUGGAGAUGCCGCGUGAUAUGGCGAAUGUGGUGAAGAACUUGCAUUCGAGUUUGAGGAAGGGGUUUGUUGACGAGUAUCAGAGGUCACCUAGGGAGGCUGCUGAGGACUUUAAUGGGCGUGGAAAAAGGCGCUCUUUGCAGUGAGCAUGCGCACAGACUCGCUGUGUUUAGAGCAUGAGCUGAAAAAGGUGUAAAUACGAGACAGGUUGGAAUGGUAGGACAAGGGAAAGGGACAUUUGGGGCGUUUCAUAUGUUAUUGGCAUUGCGAUUUUGUGAUUGGUGUUUGCUACAGUUAGUUUCUUUUUCAUUUCUUUUUUCUUUUGGUCAAGGGUUUGUCGGUUAUGUUUGCGGGGUCCGUUUUGUUAGUUCCAGGUUACUUGUUGUAUAUAUACGGGAAUGUAAUGCAGUUU